CGGCAGCGGCGGCUCGGUGCAGUGGUGACGCGCGCGCCAGGUGACUGUGAUGUCACGGAUUUGUGUGGUUCUGGAUUCGGCUGGACAAGAUGGCGGCCUCCACAGGAGUCAAAGUUCCUCGUAAUUUCCGCUUGUUGGAAGAGCUUGAAGAGGGACAGAAAGGAGUAGGAGAUGGUACUGUCAGCUGGGGUCUUGAAGAUGAUGAAGACAUGACACUCACAAGAUGGACAGGCAUGAUCAUUGGACCGGCAAGGACUAACUAUGAAAACAGAAUAUACAGUCUCAAAGUAGAGUGUGGACCUAAAUAUCCAGAAGUACCACCAACUGUUAGAUUUGUAACAAAAAUUAGUAUGAAUGGGAUAAAUAAUUCCAAUGGGACGGUGGAUGCUCGUAGCAUACCAAUUCUAGCUAAAUGGCAAAAUUCCUAUAGCAUUAAAGUUGUUCUUCAAGAGCUGCGGCGUCUAAUGAUGUCCAAAGAGAAUAUGAAGCUUCCACAGCCGCCAGAAGGACAGACCUACAGCAAUUAAUUCUAAUAGAUUCUUACGACCCUCUGUCUUAAACCUUAUUCUCCUAAAAUGUCUUGUAAAUUUCCACAAUGCUUACCACCCACACAAUGAAAUUCAUCAGCAGAUGCAGGAUUGGGACAUCUCUGUUAGUCAAGUAAAAACAAAAUGUUGGCCCAUUAUGUGAGGCACGGUUUAAAAUAAUAAUAAAAAAAAGAAUAGAACUGCACAAAAUUAUUUUCUUCUUUAUUCAAGACACUGUUUUGGAUCAUAAGCUUGAAUUGUGAAAGUUGGGCUUUUUAUUUUGGAGAGAAGCAUGACACAAAAAGGUCAGGUUAUUGCAGAGCUAUAUAUGUUAAGUUAAAAAUACUGGUCUCAAUAAGAAAAAUAGGAUGUGUAUAUAAUGGCAUGCUUUAAAAAACCCAUCUUAUUAAAAGAGCUGCAAAUUAAGUUCUAUGUUAGUGAAAUCUAGCAGGUACACUGACUCAUGUUGCAAAUUUUGUUCAUGAAUAUUAGUUCCAAGUGUGGGUGUAGACUACUAGUAGUGUCACAGAGUGUUAAGGGUUGUUUUUGAUACCUGUAUUUAUGACAAAAACCGAUCAUUUCUGUAAAGCAGCUCUUAUAUGUGACAUGUAACAGACAUUGCAGAUAUUUGUUUACAGUCUUUGUUCUACUAAAAAAAAAAUAAACUUGCAUUUAACUUUUAGUGAAAAAAAUAAGACAAUAGGUGUAUGGAAAUGUGAUUUUCUGAGAUUAAAACCAGUCUCUGAGAUUUAAGUAUGGACUUUUCCUUUUUUCCCUUCAAAACAGGAUUAAACAGUUUAUAUUUGUUUUAGAAAGAGGCUUGCAAAUUUUUUUUGCAUUGCACAAAGGGGUGUGAAUUCAGUUACAAAGCUUUAGAGCCAUUUGAUCCAGUACUAUAGAUAUCUAAAUCUUUAAACGUUUAACUCCAGGUAGGUGGGCAAUCUGUAACAAAAACUUUAAAUGAGUAGUUGUGCACAGGCAUUACCAUUAGCCAGGAGAAAAUAAUAUGUGAGUUUCAAGUUAAGAAAUUUGUUGUCUAGUAAGAGAAACCCCUUUUGCUAAAACAGAACAAAAGUAUUUUCAAGGACCUAUAAAGACUGCUGUUUUGUUGUUUUUAUGUGCUGUUAACAAUUUUAACAUCUUGAGAACCUUUAGAAAUUUUGGCAUUUUCUGUUUAAUGAUGAAAAUCACUGUCUCUGAAAAAAGGCAAGAGAUAGGUUGCAGUAAAUGUCUGAAGAAUUGGUGUUUUCCCCUGCUUCCAUGGCUAAUGUUAGGUAAUCAUUUAUUGACUUAUUGUUUGAGAUGCCUGUGCAAAUGUGACUAUACAUUACAGUUUGAUCUGUCUUAGCGAUAUUGUCCCCCCUGUUGAGUGAAUCACUUAACCAGUGAGGUGCCUGGAAUCUUUGUAACAAUGGUCAUUGCUCUUGAAUCCAGGGGAGGAAAAUAAAGCUUUCUGUAGUUACUGAAACCAGUAAUAGUUUUUUUUUAAAAGACAACGUGCCAUAAAUUCACUGAGCUUUGGAAUGUGAAAAAGAUGUUAAAGCACACCAUCAAACCAGAUUAGGUGGGUGUCAAUUUAAUGAUUUCCAUGUAAUGUUGGCAUUUAACUUCGUGUUGGUUGAGUCACCCCAUUUUCAUCAUUUCUGGGAGAGAGCAUUAUAACAACCACAAUUCCUAAAUGAGCUUUAAAGUUCUAGUUUUUGGUUUUUAUUUGGAAUUUUGUUUUUGCUUUUUAAUGCCGGUAUUCGAAUUUUAAUAGUAUUACAUUUUUUUUGUUCCUGUGCCAGUGUAUCACAAUUUUAACUUUGGGGCCAAAUUAAUUUCAAAUAAAUUGUUCAAAAUCUUCUCAUCCUUA
Molecule: messenger RNA, 2382 nt
Organism: Lepisosteus oculatus (spotted gar)
Lineage: Eukaryota; Metazoa; Chordata; Actinopteri; Semionotiformes; Lepisosteidae
Gene: ube2v2
Product: ubiquitin-conjugating enzyme E2 variant 2
Biological process (GO): protein K63-linked ubiquitination; DNA damage tolerance
Cellular component (GO): nucleus
Source: RefSeq, a predicted model, not a curated record